AUGCAGGACUUCAAGGGCAAGAACAAGCAGAAGGAUGGCCCAGUUAAUAUAGAAAAACCUCCUGACCCUGUUACUGAUUCCCCAGUACCGUUUGUGACAUGGCGGUCUCUUGUGCUGGGAGCAUUCGUCUCCAUUGGAGGGAUUAUCUUCGGCUACGAUACAGGCCAAAUCUCAGGAUUCCUUGCCAUGGACAAUUACAAGCGUCGUUUCGGGCAACGGCAUAGUGACGGGACAUACUAUUUCAGUAACGUUCGCUCCGGACUCAUUGUGGGCUUGCUCUCAAUUGGUACUCUGCUCGGUGCCCUGCUAGCCGGUCCGUUGGCCGACCGUAUCGGGCGGAAAUGGUCCAUUGCCUUCUGGUGUGUCAUCCUUGAUGUUGGCCUCAUCAUCCAGAUUUCAUCGCCGUUCGGCAAAUGGUACCAAAUUAUGAUGGGCCGGUUUGUCACUGGGUUUGGCGUGGGGGCUUGCUCUCUCCUAGUUCCUCUGUACCAGGGAGAGAGUGCUCCUCGACAAAUCCGAGGGGCUAUGGUGUGCUCCUACCAGCUGUUUGUCACGCUGGGGAUAUUCGUCGCCUAUUGCAUCAAUUUCGGGACGGAAAGUAUCCAAAAUACUGCUUCCUGGAGGAUCCCACUCGGCAUCACGUUUCUCUGGAGCCUGCUUCUGGGGUUCGGCAUCCUAAUGUUCCCCGAGAGCCCUCGGUACAAUUUCCGGCACGGGCGGAUUGACGAGGCUAAAAGGACCAUGUCCAGGUUGUACGGGGUGCCUGAGAAUCACCGCGUGAUCAUGGACGAACUGGAAGAAAUAAAAGAGCAGCUCGAUGCGGAAAUGGCAGCGAAACGCGGCUGGCGAGGCUGGGUCGAGAUCUUCCAAGGACCGAGGAUGCGAUACCGGAUCUUCCUGGGGAUGGCUCUUCAAGCGCUGCAGCAGCUCACGGGGGCCAACUACUUCUUCUACUACGGAACCGUGAUCUUCAAUGGAGCAGGCAUCAGCAACGUCUAUGUGACGCAGAUGAUCCUGGGGGGAGUCAACUUUGGCACGACCUUUGGAGGCUUAUACAUUAUCGAGCAUUUUGGCCGCCGCAAGUCGCUUAUGACAGGCGGUAUUUGGAUGUUUGUCUGCUUCAUGAUCUUUGCUUCCAUCGGGCACUUCAGUCUCAAUAUCUCAACCCCUCAAGAGACGCCUGGGGCGGGAAAGGCAAUGGUUGUGUUUGCCUGCCUGUUUAUUGCCGGCUUUGCAACCACCUGGGGACCGAUGGUAUGGGCCAUUGUCGCCGAACUGUAUCCCACACGGUACCGAGCGCGGGCGAUGGCGAUGGCAACAGCGUCGAACUGGCUGUGGAAUUUCCUUCUCAGCUUCUUCACUCCCUUCAUCACGGGCGACAUCGACUUCGCGUACGGCUAUGUGUUUGCCGGUUGUCUUGUUGUCGCCGUGUUGGUCGUCUACUUCUGCGUCCUGGAGGGCAAAGGCAAGACCCUCGAGGAGAUGGACAUGAUGUACAUCAUGCGCAUCCCCGCGUGGCGGAGCAGCAAAUGGGUUCCUCCUCCGCCCGAGGAACGAGUCACAACCUCCCACGUUCUCGAUCAGCGAAUGGCCCAGAAGAUGCAAGACAGCGAUGCCGAGGCAGACCAAGGGGACCCGGACACGGCCAAGCCCCGGGCCACGCAGCAUCGCGAAGGGGACGAGCAAGGUGCUUCGUCUUCUUCUCCACUGUAG
Penicilliopsis zonata CBS 506.65 is the source of this 1713-nucleotide messenger RNA. RefSeq lists its product as hypothetical. The transcript has 3 exons. The record is from RefSeq and is a predicted model, not a curated record. Gene Ontology annotation, biological process: transmembrane transport; carbohydrate transport. The coding region runs from base 1 to 1713 and encodes 570 amino acids. NCBI's taxonomy places the organism in Eukaryota, Fungi, Ascomycota, Eurotiomycetes, Eurotiales, Aspergillaceae. Gene Ontology annotation, molecular function: carbohydrate:proton symporter activity. Gene Ontology annotation, cellular component: plasma membrane.